Molecule: messenger RNA, 2160 nt
Organism: Paracoccidioides brasiliensis Pb18
Exons: 2
Coding region: 1-2160 (719 amino acids)
Biological process (GO): regulation of transcription by RNA polymerase II; positive regulation of DNA-templated transcription, elongation
Cellular component (GO): cyclin/CDK positive transcription elongation factor complex; nucleus
Molecular function (GO): cyclin-dependent protein serine/threonine kinase activator activity
Source: RefSeq, a predicted model, not a curated record
AUGUCGGCCACGUCGUCUUCGAAGCGCAUGUCCCUUCCGCCAGUACCCUCGCCUUCCAACCCGAUCCUUGUCGCGACUCAGUCGCAGUGGAUAUUCACCGAUUCAGAACUUCACCGAACACCCUCCAUUCUCGACGGGAUGACUAUGGAAGCUGAACACACAAGCCGGAGUAAAGGGGUCAAUUUCAUCACCCAGGUCGGGAUCCUUUUGAAUCUUCCGCAGCUCACACUCUGCACCGCGAGCGUCUAUCUCCACCGCUUUUUCAUGCGAUAUAGCAUGAAGGAUCUUCCUCAACGGCCAGGAAUGCAUCCCUACUCCGUCGCUGCUACCUCUCUAUUCCUCGCGACCAAAGUCGAAGAGAACUGCCGCAAGAUGAAAGAGCUGAUCGUAGCUUGUUGCCGCGUCGCGCAGAAGAAACCAAGUAUGGUCGUGGAUGAACAGUCGAAGGAAUUUUGGAGAUGGCGCGAUACUAUUUUACACAAUGAAGAUCUGCUGCUUGAAGCGUUGUGCUUUGAUCUCCAACUUGAGCAACCUUAUCGUCUCCUCUACGAGUUCAUUUGCUAUUUCAAGGUGCAAGGGAACAAGCGGCUAAGGAAUUCUGCAUGGGCUUUCUUGAAUGAUUCUACGUAUACCGUACUAUGCGUUCAAUUUCCCGCGCGUACAAUCGCUGCUGCAGCGCUCUACGCGGCAGCAAGACACUGCGAAGUUACAUUCGAAGACGACGCCCUUAAUAGACCUUGGUGGGAGCAAUUGGACGUUGAUCUCAAUGAGAUGAGAAGGGCAUGCAACCGUAUGGCAGAUAUUUAUGAAUUUGUUUCCGUUCCGGUGCCUGGACAGCAAUAUGCUCACCUCUCGACUGGGGACGAUGGAGCAACCGACCAGACAAGAACAUCCCAUCAGCCGAAAAGUGAGAGCAGCAUGGAUAUUAGCGCCAACAGCAUGUCUCCUGGUGAGAUUAACGGGCGCAAACGGGAAAGGGAUGGCCAUUCUGACUCAUUUAGCCAAUAUCCAAUCAGCCUUCCUGCAAACGGAACAACGUCGGGGACACAGGAUCCUCAACCUUCUCCGAAGCGCCAACGUCGUGAAGGGAGUGAAGUUGAUACCGAUACAGCUCCUUUCAGCCAGACACAACCUCCUCUAUCAUCACAAACUUCAUUCGCUCAGGCUGCUUCAAACCUGAAUAUCGCCUCAAAGAAAUCUUCGCGAACUGCCACCAAUGAUCCCUCCAGCCAGAUACCUUCAGAGAUUAAUGGACAUCCCAGCAAUGUCUCUCCUCCCAAAAGUAGAAUCCCCCAGGCAGCUCGAAUUCCUGCCAACGUACCACGACAAGAACACCCACUUCCGCCACCCCCACCCGUUACCGUACCCCCUCUUCCUCACCAACAUUCCCCACCCCCUCGUCGUGCAAGUUAUGCGAGCAAUCCACCACCACCUAAUAUACCACCACCCCCAAGAGGCCUGCCGCCGUCAUCGGGGCCAUCAAUGUUCCAUCCACCACCACCACCACCUCCUCCUCCUCCCCCUCCGCCAUCUAAUUCUUCUAGCGUUGAUGAAUUACAGCAACGCAUUGAUGCCAUCAUCCAGCAAGGUUUGCCACGGGACAAUGACCGAUCUCACGAACCUAGAGGGAACUAUCACUGCCAUCCACCGUCAAGAGAUAGGGAUGGAGACAGAGAAAGAGACAGAGAUAGAUAUCUGGACAGUGAUAUCGAUAGGAGUCAGGAGAGGGAUAGAUAUAGGGAGAGAGGGAUUGACAAGGAUAGAGAAAAAGAUAAAGACAAAGGGCGCGAUUAUGACCGCGACUUUAACCGUUCCAGAAGGCAGUCGUCAGAGGCAUCAGGUUCUGUAGCCAUCUCUGCAUCUCUAUCCGCGCCAUCUUUCUCCGGAGCACCACCAGCAACCGUACUGCCGCCUCCUCCAGCCCCCUUGGCUGACACACGUAAGGAGUCAGGACAGGAUCAACAAGAGAAAGGCGAGGCAGUGAAUGCGAAUACUACGACGAAUACCACUGUGUCACGGGGAAGCGGAAACAAUAGUGCUGAACCUGAUGAUUGUGGUAGUGAGGAGGAGCAAUUGGUGGUGGAUGAUGGGCAAAAUGUGGAUUCUGUCAAACGCCCCUUUCGCGACAAAGGCACCUUACGGUUCUACGCUGAUAUUUGA